Messenger RNA from Hibiscus syriacus, 1391 nucleotides. RefSeq lists its product as uncharacterized. The transcript is spliced from 3 exons. NCBI's taxonomy places the organism in Eukaryota, Viridiplantae, Streptophyta, Magnoliopsida, Malvales, Malvaceae. The record is from RefSeq and is a predicted model, not a curated record. Bases 619 to 1170 code for a protein of 183 amino acids.
AAAGAGAAAGACAUGGAGAUUGUUGUGUUGAGAAGAAAAAUUGCCUUGCUUUAUGAAGCAUGUGCUAAUUCAGUCUUGGAGAUUGAAAAUAAAAAAGCUGAGUUAUUAGGAAAUAAUUUGGCUGCUGUAGAUCUGAUGACUAACAUGAAGCCUAUAAUAUUGGUUGAUGGAGUACUUUCUUUCGGUGGACAAAAUAGUGUUGCCACUGAGGAAAAUAUAAAGACCAUGGCAGAUAAACUUUUUUCAACAGUGAGAUUUUUCGAGUAUGAAAGCUGAAAUUACUGAAGGAAGCCAAAGGGAAAUGAAAACAACCAUAGCAAAUUUGCAGAAAGAGCUUCAGGAGAAGGAUAUCCAGAAAGAUAGGAUAUGCAUGGAGCUGUUGAUCAAAUCAAGUUAGCUGAAGCGUCUGCCGCGAAUUACUCACGAGAUCUCCAGUCUUCAAAAACCCUGGUGUAUGAUUUGGAGAAAGAACUGGGAGUAAUGAGGGAAGAACAGACUUAACUGCAGCAGAGAGUAAAAGAACUGCAGGAUGUGCAAGCCAACACAGUGGAAUUGCAGAAUAGAGUCAAAUCACUGGCAGAUGUAUUAUCAUCAAAAGACCUAGAAAUUGAAGCCCUUAUGCAAGCACUUGAGGAGGAGGAGGUCCAAAUGGAAGAGUUGACAAAGAAGAACGAGGAACUGGAAAAAGUACUGCUACAGAAGAACACAGAUUUAGAGAACCUUGAAGCUUCUCAUGGAAAGGCUGUGAAAAAGCUUUCCAUCACAGUGAGCAAGUUUGAUGAACUUCGUGCUCUAUCAGAAAGUCUUAUUACCCAGGUUGAACAUCUGCAAUUACAACUACAAGAUCGGGAUGCUGAGGUUUCCUUCUUAAGACAAGAGGUCACAAGAUGCACCAAUGAUGUUCUCGCCGCUUCACAAACAAGCAAUAAAGAAAAGUCAGAUGAGAUAAAUGAGUUUCUGAUUUGGUUUGGAUCAAUUGUUCCUCUUGUUGGUUUACCUGACCUUCAUUUUGAUACGAAGAAUAGUCAGGUGCCUGAAUACAAGGAAAUGAUACAUAAAAGGAUUAGUUCUAUGAUAUCUGAACUGCAGGACCUUCGGGGGGUUGCUAAAAAUAGGAAUGAAUUGUUGCAAGCAGAAAGGAGUAAAGUGGAGGAGUUGACGCACAGAUAAGAAACCCUAAGGAAGACUCUGCAUGAGAAGGAAUCCCAGUUAAAUUUGCUUGAAGGUGUGGGAGCUGUGGGUCAGGCAGCUCGUUUGAACUCUGAAAUCGUGGAGGUUGAGCCUGUGAUAAACAAGUAGGCAAUAGCAGGGACCUCUACAGCAUCCCAAGUUUGUAGUUUGCGCAAAGUCAAUACUGAUGAAGUUGCUAUUCCAAUAGAUACGGAUGAUGG